Messenger RNA from Naegleria gruberi, 1083 nucleotides. RefSeq lists its product as uncharacterized. Lineage: Eukaryota; Heterolobosea; Eutetramitea; Acrasida; Naegleriidae. The record is from RefSeq and is a predicted model, not a curated record. The transcript has a single exon. Bases 1 to 1083 code for a protein of 360 amino acids.
AUGGCAAAAGUAAGGUACUACUACAAUGACCAAUUCGAAUCAGAUGAUUUACUUUCUACAACCUUCUCUUGUCAAGAAUCUCCAUUCCUUAAUCAAGUCAACCCUCAAUUCAGAGAUAACAUUAAUGUUCAAUUGGUAUUUAACAAGAAAAUAAUGCCACCACUUGAAAACCAAUCUCUUGCUCAAAUUGAAUUGGAAAAAACUUUUGAUGGCUGUCAAGAUGUCACAAUUAUUUAUACUGAUCUAUCAAGUGAUGGAAAAUUUUGUGGUUACAUGAAAACGUAUUUGGUUUCUGGUGAUGAUGAAAUAUUUACAAGGAAUUCAUUGGUUAGAAACUUGUUGGAUUUGGUCAACCAGUUCGAUAUUCCAUACGAAACAGUCUUUGAGAAUUUCAGAAACCUUAUUUCUCAACGUGUUUUACAUGUCAAUUCCAAAAGUUCUGGUUUUUCAAAGUAUUUCAAUGGUAAUGAAAGAAGAUAUAUUAAUGGUUUAGGUAUUUUUGGUGCUUUGAAGAAACUAUUCGAAACGGACAAUAAGCUUUCGAAUAGUUUGAGUCAUUAUUAUGAAAAGAAGAAAUUAGUUGACCGACUUUACAAACACGGAAUUUAUCAUUAUUCUUCUUUUUGUAGACUCAGUCUUAUUCCACUAAUUGGAUUUGAAGGAAAAGAAGGUGAGAGAAUUAAUGUUUCGUCUCUGAUACAAGCAAGAGAUAUCUAUUCGAAACAUGAACAAUUGUAUUUAUGUGCUGAUGUCGAUUCAGAACUAACUAUGGGUUUUCAUGACAUGUUGAUUUCAGAAUUAGCUACACAAGUUUGUGAUCAGGGAGGCGAAAUUCCUGAAACUGGAUGCAGAAUUCCAGGUUUUUUGGAAGCUUUUGGAAGAUUAGGCAAGUUUCUAAUAGAAAGUUGGAAGAUUGGAGUAGGACUUGUUUGUUGUUUGGUAAUUCCAGAGUUAAUUCCUUUGGCAGCAAUAGUUGUUGGAGUUUUUUGUUAUUAUUCUGUUUCAUCAUUAAAAAGAAAAGAAGUGAGAAUUCUUCUAGCAAAGAAAGUCAAAUCAGACGAAACUGGAUCAAUUUGUUUUUAA